Ilex paraguariensis (yerba mate) is the source of this 1681-nucleotide messenger RNA. The record is from the annotation of a GenBank genome assembly. NCBI's taxonomy places the organism in Eukaryota, Viridiplantae, Streptophyta, Magnoliopsida, Aquifoliales, Aquifoliaceae.
UAAAUACGGCUACGAUGUCCAAAGGUGAGACUCGCAAGCAUUUGGCCUACCCAAAGAGAAACUCACCAUCACUCUCUUAAUUAGCGUUGGGUCUUAUAUCUUUCUCUCUCUCCAGCUUCCAAAAAUGGAGACCUUCCUAUUCACUUCUGAAUCUGUGAAUGAGGGACACCCAGACAAGCUUUGUGAUCAGGUUUCUGAUGCAGUACUAGAUGCCUGCCUUGCACAAGAUCCUGACAGCAAGGUUGCCUGUGAGACUUGCACCAAGACCAACAUGGUCAUGGUCUUUGGUGAGAUCACAACCAAGGCCAAGGUAGACUACGAGAAGAUUGUGCGUGACACCUGCCGUACAAUUGGAUUUGUUUCCGAUAAUGUUGGCCUUGAUGCUGACCAUUGCAAGGUCCUGGUCUACAUCGAGCAACAGAGCCCUGAUAUUGCUCAAGGUGUCCAUGGCCACCUUACUAAGCGUCCCGAGGAGAUUGGUGCUGGUGACCAAGGUCACAUGUUUGGCUAUGCUACUGAUGAAACCCCUGAGUUGAUGCCUCUCAGCCAUGUGCUGGCAACUAAGCUUGGUGCCCGCCUCACUGAAGUCCGCAAGACUGGAACCUGUCCCUGGUUGAGACCUGAUGGAAAAACCCAAGUCACUGUUGAGUACUGCAAUGACAAUGGUGCAAUGGUUCCAAUUAGAGUCCACACUGUUCUCAUUUCUACACAACAUGAUGAGACUGUCACUAAUGACGAGAUUGCUGCCGACCUCAAGGAGCACGUCAUUAAGCCUGUCAUUCCUGAGAAAUACCUUGAUGAGAAGACCAUCUUCCACCUUAACCCAUCUGGUAGAUUUGUUAUUGGCGGGCCUCACGGUGACGCAGGUCUCACUGGUCGUAAAAUCAUCAUCGAUACAUAUGGUGGUUGGGGUGCUCAUGGUGGUGGUGCCUUCUCCGGCAAGGACCCAACCAAGGUAGACAGGAGUGGUGCCUAUGUCGUUAGGCAGGCUGCCAAGAGCAUUGUUGCCAGUGGGCUUGCUCGCAGGUGCAUUGUGCAGGUCUCUUAUGCCAUUGGUGUGCCCGAGCCAUUGUCAGUGUUUGUUGACACUUAUGGCACUGGCAAGAUCCCAGACAAGGAGAUUCUUCAGAUUGUGAAGGAGAGUUUCGAUUUCAGGCCAGGUAUGAUUGCCAUAAACUUGGAUCUCAAGAGAGGUGGAAAUGAGAGAUUCUUGAAGACAGCUGCAUACGGUCACUUUGGAAGAGACGACCCCGAUUUCACAUGGGAGGUGGUUAAGCCCCUGAAGUGGGAGAAGCCCCAAGCUUAAGUUUCUGCAGUUCAUUUCUUGCAAGAGAUCAAUGAUGUCCUUGCUCUUUUCUGCCAUUUUGUGGCCCAAGAGUCCACCUAUUGUUUGCUUGUCAUUGUGCUCUAUUUUCAUUUUUCCUUUGUUGUAUUUUCUUUGUCAUGGUCAUACAAGAUAUGUGGGGAGUAGGAGAUAUAUCGGGUCUUGUGGUUUUUGAUGAAAAAAUAUAGAAAGGAGCUGCUUCAUAAUCUGUGUUAAGAAGUAAACAGUGAUUUUAGGGUUCAGCUUUGGAGCAGCGUCGUUGUAUUGAUGUUCGUUUGUGGACAUGAGGUUAUGAUUUUCUAGCUGUUCUAUUCAUUAUGAUAGAGCUUUCUCUGCUAAGUGUGACUAAUGUUUACU